Nicotiana attenuata is the source of this 2961-nucleotide messenger RNA. Its product is annotated as pentatricopeptide repeat-containing protein At1g43980, mitochondrial. NCBI's taxonomy places the organism in Eukaryota, Viridiplantae, Streptophyta, Magnoliopsida, Solanales, Solanaceae. The record is from RefSeq and is a predicted model, not a curated record. The transcript has a single exon. Gene Ontology annotation, molecular function: protein binding; RNA binding. Bases 206 to 2104 code for a protein of 632 amino acids. Gene Ontology annotation, biological process: RNA modification.
AGAGAGCAUAGGUUAAAGUUCAUUUUUCUCCUUUAAACUAGCGAGUACGGGAAUGGAGAGUAUUUACCCUUCGCCCAAGGAAUAUCGAAAUUUCUCGGACAUGGAAGAAGAGUCUGACCAAGAAUCCACAAGACCAAAUGAGAUUUGUGGGCAUUGACAUGUUUGCUUUAGCUUUCUCUAUUUGUACUUUACUCAUAUUAUUUGCAUGUACCUUUUUGUACAAAGAGCUUACAGAUACCACACGCAUACACUUUCAUUUUAUUCAAGCCUCAUAACACAGUGCCUCUCGUACAGAAACUCAUUUAAAUCUUUCCAAAUACUUCAUAGUAAAUUGAUAAAACUUGGUUUCAACAGGAACACUUUUCUGGGUAAUUGUUGCAUUGAUUUGUAUAGCAAACAUGGAGCAAAAAGUUAUGCUUUAAAAGUCUUUGACGAAAUACCAAACAAGAAUGUUGUGUCCUGGAACAUGUGUUUAAAAGUGUUUGUUCAGUCUGGUGAUGUGCACAGUGCACGCCGGAUGUUCGAUGAAAUGCCUGACAGAGAUGUUGUGAGUUGGAAUUCAAUGAUUUCGGGUUAUGCUUCACACGGGUUGUUUGAGGUUGCUUUUGGUGGUUUCUUGGAAAUGCAAAACUAUGGUAUUAGGCCUAGUGGAUAUACUUUCUCGAUUCUGAUUUCGAGUGUGCAGUUUGCUUUUCAUGGCAAGGAAAUACAUGGAAACAUGCUAAGGAGUGGUGUUGAUUUGUCUAAUGUGGUGGUAGGGAAUUCACUGAUUGAUAUGUAUGGAAACCUUGGGCUAGUGGACUAUGGUACUGGUGUCUUUUUGUCCAUGGAGGAGGUGGAUGUUGUUUCAUGGAAUUCGUUGAUUUCAGUCUGCUGUAAAUCAGGGCAUGAAGAUACAGCUCUGUCUUAUUUUUGUUUGAUGAGAGCUUGUAUAUAUUCAGCGGAUGAGUUCACAAUGUCAUCAGUGCUUAUUGGCUGUUCUAAAUUGCGCAGUUUGGAUAAGGGUAAGCAAAUCUUAUGUCUUUGCGUAAAGAUGGGGGUUUUGUGCAACACAAUUGUUUCAAGUGCAGCAAUUGACUUGUUUUCUAACUGCAACAGAAUUGAGGAUUCAGUUCGCAUAUUUGAGGAUUCAAAUCAUUGGGACACAGCUCUGUGCAAUUCUAUGAUUUCGAGCUAUGCACUGAACAGUUUAGAAGAAAAUGCCUUGCGUGUAUUUGUCCUAACUUUGAGGGAGAAUAUUAGGCCUACGGAGUUUACACUCAGCUGCAUUCUUAGCUGUGCUACAACCUUCCCUAUGGAGAUGGGAAUUCAAGCUCAUUCUUUGGUCAUCAAGUUAGGCUUUGUAUCAGAUCCCAUUGUUUCCAGUUCAGUUGUAGAUAUGUAUUGUAAAUAUGGGUUGAUCGACUCUGCCUCAAAUAUUUUCAAUGACCUACUGGCAAGAGAUUUGAUAUCGUGGAACACCAUGAUCUUUGGGUUGGCUAUCAAUGGUGAACUUACCAAAUCACUCAGCCUUUAUUAUGAACUUCUUGAAGUCGGUGGUCAACCAGAUCGAAUUACGUUGGCUGCUGUUCUGUUAGCUUGCAGCUAUGGUGGAUUUAUUGAUGAAGGUAUAGCUAUAUUUUCUUCAAUGGAAGAGGAAUAUGGAGUUAGACCUGGCAUCGAGCACUACACUUGUGUUGUGGGCAUGAUGACCAGAGCUGGUAAACUUAAAGAAGCCGGGGAUAUAAUACAAAAUAUGCCUCAUGAGCCCAACAGUGAAAUAUGGGAGUCAAUACUGCUUGCUUGUGAUAUUUAUGGAGACUUGAAAGAAACUGAAAAAGUUGCUGGAAAGAUAAUGGAGUUAGCGCCGGAGUCAUCUCUGCCUUAUUUGGUGCUAGCGCAAGUAUACGAGUCCAGGGGAAGAUGGGAGAGCCUUGUUCGGGUCAGGAAGGUAAUGAAAGAGAGAGUUGAAAAGAAAGUAACUAGUUACAGUUGGAUUAGUGUACACAACUGUGUAAAGAUCUUCCAAGCUAACGAAAUUCUUAGUCGUGGCAGUAAGGACAUAGACAUUUAUUCUACGUUGAGGCUACUGACAAAGGAUACAUGGUAUAAAGGUUAUGCAUAAGUUGCAACUGGAAGUAAUAGCUGCUAAAUGGAUAGGUAUAGUAGCACCGACGAAACAAACUGAAUUCGAUAUUGAUUCUUAAACAACAAGCAAGAUCUGCUUCAAUUCUUUAUUUUUGCUUUGCUGUAUGGGUGUGCUUGAAGUGAUAUUUAGGGUCUGAAUCUGACUCAUCUAUGUUUUGGAGCAAAUUUAAUGAUAACAAGUGAGUAGAAAAAGAAGUUUUUUUUGCAUGACUCUAGGGAAGCACCUUUGCGCUGAGAUCUUGGUGGAUAGUGAAAAUGAUGUGGACAGAGAUGGAGAGUUAUAUCAUGUGGCAAUUUGCAAUGAUGUGGUAUAAGAUUGUAUCUUUCAUUGCACAAAAGGGAUUAAGCUUUUCUAAAGUUCAAAAUCUCCACAUGCAUACGAUGGAACCCCACCAAGGGUAAAAGGAUAUUCAUUUCGUUUCUGGAUACUGAAUUGGAGCAACACCGUAGAACUCAGAAUGUUGCAUCUGACAAAAACCUAUCUUUUGAAACUUAAGCUGCCUAGCUGGUUUAUUUUGGCCUAUAGAGAGGCAUUCACUUCAUAAAUAUGGGAUCAUUCUUUCAGCUAGAGUAGUUUUAUACGUCUUAAUCAAGCACCAACCAUCUUUAACAAUGAUCAUCCAGCAGCGGAUAUUACUCAUAUAACCUCUCCGUGUCUUGAUUGCCUCAUCAUAGAGUGUGAAGGUCGAGAGAUGCUGAGCUUGACUGGAAAGACUAAAAGGUAAUCUAGAAUCCUCUCUCUUUAACCUGUGAAGCUAACAGGUUUAGAAAUAAUUGAGUGUUCACCUUGUAUGUUAGUUUGCCUCUUUUCUCAUUCUUUGAUUUUAUGAUAAU